Molecule: messenger RNA, 348 nt
Organism: Lathyrus oleraceus (garden pea)
Lineage: Eukaryota; Viridiplantae; Streptophyta; Magnoliopsida; Fabales; Fabaceae
Product: ethylene-responsive transcription factor 1B-like
Exons: 1
Coding region: 1-348 (115 amino acids)
Biological process (GO): regulation of DNA-templated transcription; ethylene-activated signaling pathway
Molecular function (GO): DNA-binding transcription factor activity; DNA binding
Source: RefSeq, a predicted model, not a curated record
AUGCCUCAAAGAACGAAUCUCUCUUUCUUUCACAACCCAGAUUUCAAAAUGCAGCAGCAAGACCCUUCUGAAAUUUCCUUCGAAACAUUUGGUAUUAAUCAUGAUAAUCUUCCCUUUAGUACGAUUGAUUUCUCACCGAGUUCACAGACAGUGUUGUCUAAGAACUCGACGAAGUCAUCUCGAAUUGAAGAAGUAUUGCAGAAUAAUAAGAUGGAUCAAAAGUCAUAUAUAGGUGUAAGAAAAAGGCCUUGGGGGAUGUUUGCUGCAGAGAUCAGAGAUACAACAAGAGGAGGAAGAAGGGUUUGGCUUGGAACUUUUGAUAGUGCUGAAAAAUCUGCUUCGAAAUAA